GACGUUAUAUUGGAGAACCGGAGAGGUUGCAGAUUUCAUUUGCUCGGCGGUUUUCCGCUGAUUAACAACAGGCUAAAUGUAGCCGGUUGUUAUUUAUUUAUUUAUUCAUUUUUUAAAAUUUUUAAAAUAGUUAAACAGUAUUCAAAUUUUAAAAUUCCGUUAAUUUAUUUUUCUUUCAAAGGGUAAAAAAAAAAAAUAUGGCCACAGAAGAUUUCUUCGAAGGGGCCGAAAAGCUGUUGGAAAUAUGGUUUGGCCGUCAAGAUGGAAAAUUUGAAAACGGAGACUUGAGAAAAAUACCAAGAGAAAAAUAUGAAGACCUCUUAAAAGCUGCUUGUUGUGAAGUAAUCAGUUACACCAGUAAUGACAAGAUUGACGCUUAUGUUCUGAGUGAAAGUAGCAUGUUUGUUACAAAACGAAGAUUCAUAUUGAAGACUUGCGGUACAACAACCCCAAUAGAAUGCAUUAAACCAUUGCUGCUCAACGUGCAUGAAUUCACAGGAUUUGAUGAAGUAGAAGAUGUGUUUUAUUCUCGUAAAAACUUUGAACGUCCUGAACUUCAAAAAGAUACAUAUCGCAACUUUAAAUUAGAAAUUGAAUCUUUAGAUAUCAUGUUUAAAGGAACUGGAGUGGCUAGGUGUAUGCGUUCAUCAAAAACAGAUGAUUCUUGGUAUUUAUAUGCAUUACAUCCAGUUGAAUGUUUUGGAAAAGAAAAACAAAAACCUGAUCAAACAUUAGAAAUACUCAUGACAAAUUUGGAUCCUGAUGUCAUGCAAAUAUUCACCAAAGAACAGUCGGCUAAUGCAAGUCAAGCUACUCAGGAUUCUGGAAUAUCGGGAUUGUUGCCUAAUAUGGAAAUUGACGAUUUCUUAUUUGAACCCUGUGGUUAUUCUAUGAAUGGUAUUGCAAAAGAGGGACAUUAUAUGACUAUUCAUAUAACUCCACAACAAGAAUUUUCUUUUGUUAGUUUUGAGACCAAUGUUCCUCAAAGCUCUUACAAGGAACUCAUUUUAAAAGUGCUGAAAACAUUCCAACCAGAAAAAUGUGUGCUUACCAUGUUUACUAACGAGAUAUCCCCAAGUAAUUCAAAUCAUAAGGAAUUUAAAUAUCUAACACAUCUGGGUGAAUGGCAGCAAGACUCAAACAGGACUUGUUCCCUAAAGAACCAUGACCUAACUGUAUCUUUUUACUCCAAAUACCCAAGCUGAGAUCAACCGGUCUGGGACACGCCUCUCAUCGAAACCCAAAUGCUGCUAUUGCCACAUUACACAGCUGUCCUAGUCGUUCUAGUCUGCAUAAAAACUCUAUGUAUCACCAAACCUAUUUAUCACUUUGCGUGGCGUCGUUUUAAAAUAGUGUAGUUAUCCUACAACAUUCCGGUGCAUACCAGAAUUCUAUAACAUAGUUGUUUUUAUUUGUUCGUGUAAUUUUUUCAAAAAAAAAUAUUCAUGAACAUUGUAUGUUCCUGUUACGGACACUAUAUACGCUUGGUUCAAUUGUGAUUAUGUGGCAAGCAUUUUGAUUUGAGGCAGAUACAAAAUUGAUGCGCCAUAAAUAAAUUUCCAUUUAUAAAUAUUUGUUAUUACGUUUUUAUAUAUAUUAUUUUUCGAAACAUUUCAUUCUCUUAGACUGUUUAGACACCUACUACUUUUAAGUGUAUGACAUUGUUUUUACAUUUUAAUUAUGCAUUUUAUUAUGUUAUUUGUUUUAAAAUAUUAAUUUAUGAAAUUAAUAAAUUGUUUCAACAUAGAAUGUUAUAUAUUAUAAAGUUAUAAACUUAGUUAUUAAAAGCUUUAGUUUAUACAUUUUUCAGAUUUUUCUCUUCAGAUCAGAGAAACGUUGUAUGAUAACAUUAUUUAUUAAUAAUAAUGGACAUAACUAUUGCAAUCACUCAAUUAUGUUUUAUUGUGUUUCUUUAAAUAAUAUUUAUUAUGAUUUUAAACUCAAUUUGAGACAAAUAAUAGUAGGCAUCUGUAUAAAUGAUAAUUAUGCUAUUUAUUAUUGAUUCCAAUAUAUAUAUAUAUAUAUAUAUCAUAUAAUACUUAUUUAUAGUCACCCUCCAAAUGGCACUUUUACUCAGUCCUGCGUUAACUACCGUGUGUUGGCACCAUUUUUUGAAAUUUCUAAAAAAUUGGCCACUGUGCUUUGAUGUUCCUAAAAUGUGUGUUACCCGAGGGUUAAGGUAUUAAACGCCACCUCCCACCACCAUGUAUUUCAUACAAUAGUGUCAACUAUUGGAAUCCUGUUUUAUGUAUAGAUAAAUAAUUAUUAUAUUUGUUGGUAAUAAUUAAUA
This is a messenger RNA of Acyrthosiphon pisum (pea aphid), 2290 nucleotides long. It is a transcript of the gene SamDC, whose product is annotated as S-adenosylmethionine decarboxylase. The record is from RefSeq and is marked validated. Gene Ontology annotation, cellular component: cytosol. NCBI's taxonomy places the organism in Eukaryota, Metazoa, Arthropoda, Insecta, Hemiptera, Aphididae. Gene Ontology annotation, biological process: spermine biosynthetic process; spermidine biosynthetic process. Gene Ontology annotation, molecular function: adenosylmethionine decarboxylase activity.